AUGGCUGAAACGGUCUACGCCAACUACCGCCUACAUGCGGCGGGAAAAAACCGCCUAGACCAGGUCCCUCCGUCCAUGAAGUUCUAUCCCCUCCGUGAUCUCAGCUGGGACAACCCCUCCUCCACCUUUUCCCACCCAUUAUCCCCCAGUGCAGCCACCCUAGUGGCCACAAAGGUCCGCAUCGGCCCGCUCCCUACACUCACCACUCCCGAGGACAUUCUCGCGGCAGUACAUCAGAUGCCAGCCCCAGUCCAGUCCACGGACCUUGGCCCACACAUACACCGGGUACUCUCCUCCUAUGUGGGCCAACACAUUGUCCAGGCUACUGCCCCACUUCAACAGGAAGUGGAUACCCUCCGAGCCGACAAGGAAGCCCUCACAGCCUUAGUCUCUGCUACCAGGGCCGCUUUCAACACCCUCGAUGCGCGCCUCCUGGAGGAACGCCGCCUCCGUGAGGCUGCAGACCACCAACAAACCGAGGACCAGCGCACGUUGACGGAGGCACAAAACCGCCUGCAAACCACCGUCUCGCAGCAGGGCACACACCGAGAGGCCAUGACCAAACGCCUCCCCAUCAUCGAAUCCAGUCUCCGCACCCUUAUACAAGCCAUGCAGAGCGCCUCCACCCAACUCACUGGCCUCGCUGCACUCGGAACCCCUCCGGCCCACUUACCAGCCGCGUACCCCACCCAGCCUCCGCAGAUGUCCUCCGACGACACUCCCAACAGCACCUUCCCACCGGACCACCUAGCCGGGCCAGACCACUCCACGGGGACAGAUCCAAAUGACACCAUAGGGUCAAACUAA
Aphanomyces astaci is the source of this 807-nucleotide messenger RNA. RefSeq lists its product as hypothetical. The record is from RefSeq and is a predicted model, not a curated record. The transcript has a single exon. Lineage: Eukaryota; Oomycota; Saprolegniomycetes; Saprolegniales; Verrucalvaceae. Bases 1 to 807 code for a protein of 268 amino acids.